This is a messenger RNA of Nerophis lumbriciformis (worm pipefish), 660 nucleotides long. Lineage: Eukaryota; Metazoa; Chordata; Actinopteri; Syngnathiformes; Syngnathidae. The record is from RefSeq and is a predicted model, not a curated record.
AUGGGCCUGCUCAGCUUCCUGUCGGCGGCCAAAGAACGGGCCGAGAAGUUCCUCAACGAAAAGAACCUGGUCACCGACUUCCUGGGCAAGGUGGAGGAGAAUACCGGGAUCAAGAAGAAGAUCCUCGCCCUCGGUGCCGUCUCUGUGACUGGAUUCUACCUGGUCUACGGUUACGGCGCCUCCCUGCUCUGCAACCUCAUCGGUUUCGUCUACCCGGCGUAUUACUCGGUCAAAGCCAUCGAGAGUACCAACAAGGAAGACGACACAAAAUGGCUGACCUACUGGGUGGUCUACGGAGUCUUCAGUCUCGGGGAGUUCUUCUCCGACAUUUUCCUCUACUGGUUUCCCUUCUACUACGCUUUUAAGUGCUUGUUCCUGUUGUGGUGCAUGGCUCCCGUGGCGUGGAACGGUUCCCAGGUCCUCUAUAACCGGGUGGUCCGACCCGUUUUCCUUCGCCACGAAGCCACCGUGGACAACAUGGUCAGCGACCUCAGCGGAAAGGCCAUGAGCGCGGCGGAGAACCUCACCAGAGAAGUUUUGUCCACUCUGGUGAAGAACAAAGGCCUGGUGUCACCCGAAGCCAAAAGUCUGCCGAGUGCGAGCGGAGAAAGUUCUGCCGGGGGAAAAAAAGUCAGUGAGCCAGCGCCUUUCAUUGGUUAA